Opisthorchis viverrini is the source of this 5252-nucleotide messenger RNA. RefSeq lists its product as hypothetical. Lineage: Eukaryota; Metazoa; Platyhelminthes; Trematoda; Opisthorchiida; Opisthorchiidae. Bases 1 to 4848 code for a protein of 1615 amino acids. Gene Ontology annotation, biological process: protein dephosphorylation. Gene Ontology annotation, molecular function: protein binding; protein tyrosine phosphatase activity. The transcript has 18 exons. The record is from RefSeq and is a predicted model, not a curated record.
AUGUCUUCUACACAUGAAUUCCAUCCAAAAUCGGCAACAAAUGCCCACAGGGGAAAUUUGGGAUUGACUGUUCCUCAAGGUGCAACUGUGAGCCCGAAAACAUAUGUGAGCCAACGAAUGGAAACUGCAUGGGAAAAAACCGAUGCAGGCGUCGAUACUACGGUCCUGGCUGCCAGGGCGUUAAUUCCAGUUAGGUCGCACACGAAACCGACCAAUGCAACGCAAUACACAUAUCACUUUGCCCCGAAAGACCAAGAUUCAAAGUACGUGUUCAGUGUUCGCGCAGACUUUCGUGUGCCAUUUCCACCUGACUAUUACACGGAAACUGGCAUACCUAGCCCCGUGACAAACCCAAUUUCCGCUCAGUGCUUGAGUCUGCCUGGAUUUUAUCUGAAUGUUUCGGGCUACACGGCUACAGCUCUUUGGAGGUUGCACCCAAAUCCUCACGUACGUACGGUGGAGGUAAUUUAUACACCGAUUUCGGUUGGAGACUGCGCAAAUUUAUCCACAGCCGAAUUGAACGCACAGACACAUACUUGCAAGGCACCGAUUGAUCAGCUGAAAUGCACUGUCGUUCUUAACCCUUGGGUGCAGUAUUCAGUAAAAUCAUUUGGUGUGACAGCAAAGCGCGGAGAAACCGUCCAUUUGUCGCGCGUCAUCACUACCGAAGAAGACGUGCCGCUUGGUGCUCCACAGAACCUAAAUUUGAUUGGUGACCCAAGUGCUACAGAUGCAGUUGUAAGAUGGGACCCUCCUCCUUGCACAGCGCGUAGAGGUUCACUGAAGAACUGGGUUGUUCAAAUUCGGCCGGAUACCAACGUGGUCCUAGAACCAACAGAUAUGCUUAUCUCAUCCCCUCCCUUGCGUAUUUCCAAACUACUGCCUGAUACCAAUUACGUUGUACGGGUGGCAUUUAGGAAUUCCAUGGGUAUUGGUCCAUUCUCAGAGUUGGCGUUUGAUACGAAAGCACAAGGUUUUCCAAAAGACGUCCUUGUAACCGAUAUCAAGCACGACUCAUGCCUGGUUACGUGGCUGCCACCGGAAACCAAAAAUGGAAACGGUGCUCUUUCUGGAUUCGAAGUUCAACAUUGGCCAAUAAAUUUGACUAUAACUCGGAUAGCAAGUCCACUGAUACCACCAGACCAGACGAGCUAUUCUAUCAACAAUUUGGAGGCGGAUACGGCUUAUGGCGUGCAGGUCUUCAGUAUCUUUGGAACUCGUCGUGUGUCGUCGAAUAUUCUCUCUUUUGAAACGCUACCACUAUCAGUCGCACGGAGCGGCAUAACGCUUCAGCUCAUCGGCCGUUCUUCAUCGACCAUUCGCAUAGCUUGUGGCGUACAAGGUGUUUCACUAUCUCCGGGUCAGCAAUUUAUGAUAUCAGUUUCGCGCCUUCAAACACUACUUCCGAUCGUGUCGUACUUCAGAGGCAAAAAUAUUUCGCUUUCAAGCAAUCAGUCAAUGAUACAUUCGUUUUCACAGCUACCAGCCGCCUCACAGUAUCAGAUAUCACUGUCUAUUGUGGACCCAAAUGGUUCAGACAAACUUGCCACUCUCACUGUUUGGACCAAGCCGGAGACGUUUGCCACAUCAUCUAAUCUGAAAUUCGGAGAAUUUACUUGGGAAGCCGAGAGUUCCCAUUCUGUGACGGUCAAAUUUCCAACCGUCAUUGGUUACACUGGAGGUCCAUUGAAUGGUUUCUACAUUGUGCUAACAAAAAUUCCGAGGCUAACGGGUGAACACCAGAUUGAGAACCUUAAGGGAAAAUCAUCAGCAUUCAUCUCUAGGGAUUCGUCUACUCAGGUUGCGUUUUACUCACGUGAUAUGCCUGCUAAACCAAUCGUCAUCGGCACCGGGAAGCCGGUAGCCAGCCCAGGCCGGCCGUCUGUGCUUUCCGGGUAUAGGCUAUCGAAUGAUCCGCUGGAACCGAACACCUCUUACGGCAUUUACGCAGUAACCGAAAGCUACGUGGACGAUGUCUCAGAGGAUGUGGUGUCAGGCUUCCUGGUGCUGCAUACAGAAUUGGUUACGAAGGCGUUCAGUUCAUCCAAGCGCGUGCAUAAAAUCGACAAGACUGUUUUGGGCGUCAGUCUAUCCAUUUUACUGUUUAUGUUGGCCGUUCUACUGCUUGGCACGGUUACCUACUGUGUGUGCUCUCGAAACGGAUUGGGCGAGCGGGGGUCAUACUUAACAAGCAAGAGCCCUUACGCACAAACGUCUGCUAGAACAAACACUUUUGCGGACGAAUAUGAUCGUCUGCUUCCCAAAUCCUACGCUUGGUGGAGUGUUCCGGUGGACGUUCGUGAACCCCGUUAUCUCAUUAUCGAUCCCGAGAAGGGACCGUCAAGCACACUUGUUGGAACAUGGUCAAAAAAGGAAUUGUCCGAUACGUUUGUGCGCGAGUACGCCAGUAUCCCUUUGGGUCUCAAAUACCCGCACAAAGCCGGCGAAAUGAGAGCAAACAAACCGAAAAAUCGCAUCCAGUCCGUAUUACCGUACGACCACAACCGUGUUGCCCUGAAGCGUUCACCCGAUUCCGGUGACUCAGACUAUAUAAACGCGAGCUUCGUGGAUGGCUAUAUGCGUCGUCGAGCCUAUAUAGCUUCCCAGAGUCCCUUCGAUACUCCGACAGCCUGCGACUUUUGGCUGAUGGUAUUUCAACGCAAUGUAUCUCAGAUUGUCAUGUUAACCAAUUUGGUUGAAGACGGAACACUCAAGUGUUGCCAGUACUGGCCUGAUAUUUCGCUGCGCACAACACUAUCCCGAAAUUUGGAGCAAAAGGAAGACUCAGCAAAGGACUGUAUCCAGUAUUUUGGUAACCUGAUUGUUCAGGCAGUGGAUCUCAUCGCCUAUGCGCAUUUCACCAUCCGGCAUUUCCUCAUCACAGACAGCACCACGCGUGUCUCACAGCGCGUCGUUCAGUAUCAUUUUCAAAGUUGGGGAGCACCGCCAGACAAUAAGGGUUACACAAAUGCUGACGGUAGCAGCAGCAACCUUCCAAAGGAAUGCGAAUUAGGCAAUACAAACGUGUCUUGCUUUGUUGAUGAUGACCCAACUGGAACAGCUGCAGAUUUAUUUUCACACAAUACAUCUUCCACUUCGGUGGUGCAAUUCGAUAUGCUGGCAUUCAUUGAGUUCUACUAUCGAGUGAAGACAGCAAGUCGUCCGGAGGACGGCCCUGUCGUAGUUCAUUGUGGCACAGGAUUUUCACGCACUGGGCUUUAUAUGGCUUUUGACGUGCUGCUUCAACAAGCAACCCAUGAACAAGUGGUCAGCGCUGCUCGGCAAUGCGCCACUUUGACAAAGGCUCGGGCUAAUAUGUUUCGCUCUGCGCAGUACUACAUGCUCCUGUAUGAUAUGCUGUUCGAGGCGCUAAUUGCUGGACACAACAUUGUCAAUUUGGAUGUGCUGAGUACAUACCGCACGCUGAAUCAUAAGAACGGUAAGCUUGGUCGAUCGUUCCUGUGGGAGCAGUGGUCCGUGUUGCACCUAUUUUCUCCGCCUCCCGACCCCGACAAGGACUUGAGGGUGGCGUUAGCAGCAUCAAACGCUCGACGAAAUCGUUAUGGACGAGAGAUAGAUUUGUUGCCUGCUGAACGCUGGCGCCCACACCUUCGACCACAUGCAGGUGCGCCCGACUGGACUGAUUACAUCAAUGCUGUAUUUCUUGACGGUACGAACCUCAGAGACGAUUUAAUUUUGACCCAGACGCCACUGGCCACGACGGUGGAUGACUUCUGGUCUCUCGUUGACGAAGAAAAGAUUUCUUGUAUUGUGGAUAUGGAGCCGUUCGGUUACGGCACCAAGGGUGCAGUUCGGUAUUGGCCUCUCCGAGCAGGCGAAAUAAACUCUGAACCACUUUUUGAGGGCUCUUCAGAUGAAGAGAGAAUGCGGUCUGAUACUCAGUCGGACGCUGAAGAUGCAGCUGCAACACGCAGUCCGUGGUGUCCGAUGGUUCAUGGUUACCUUGAAGUGUGCCAAGUUGGGUCGCUUACGCCGGUAAUUUUGGGCCAUUCGGGUCGUAAACUUAGCACUUCACAUCACGGGAUCUACCGACGCCGUCUUCUGGUACGUUGUGUGGAGCAUCGCAACAAGUCGAAUUAUUUGGAUUUCCAUGAACGCUGCAGGCGACGUGAGGUACUCAUCUUUCAUUUUGUGGGAGACUGGAACACAACUACACAAAUUCCCGAAUCCCGAGCUGCUAUAGUUAGACUGCUUGAGGCAAUUCGGUUGGAACGAGGCACUGGACCGUUACUUAUCCAUUGCUUGGAUGGCGCUACUCGGAGUGGUCUUCUGGCCGUUUGUCACUUGCUUGCCGAACGCAUGACGCGAGACCACUAUGUGGAUUUGUUCCAUGUGAUCAAGUCAGUGAAGAUCCGGCGUCGAGCUGUUCUUGCCUCACAGGAUCAGCUGCGAUAUGUGUACCGUCUGUUGGCCCAAUGGGUCAAACAAACACUAUCUGAACCUCUAGCUGCCUGGACAGCUAAACAUUUGGGCGACAUGGGAGACAUUCCAGACAAGUGUGAAUGGCCACAAUUGCUUGGUCAUUUGCCCUCAUACGUGAGAGCCGGAAUAUUCGCUACCUCUCAGCUCCCUGCCUUGGUGGCAGACCACUCCACCUUGACAUUGCGAUCAGAGGAAGGGGUCACAACGGCUAACGUUAACAACAGUGUUACGGACGGUGGACCAAAUGAACACGUCGCAUGUUCAUUGUACCAUUACUUCCAUGACGAACUGCUCAACCAACGGUGCACACGAAGUCUGCACUGGAGUUGCGAUACACGACAGACGGCAGAUUUGAGUGAGGUUAAUAGCUGGUCUAUGGGAAGUUUGAACAAGCUUCGUGCAUAAAUUGUACACAUUUGGGACCUAUACAACCGAACCUGUCCAGUUCCCUUUCAUUCUGAAUUUCGUUUUUUUUGCGAAACAGAUUGUUUUCCACUUUUCCUGUUCCCGUGUAAUAAGAUCUAACGAUAUAAAUGUAUUAUCAAUAGUUCAGAACCCUGUGCAACCGGUUCGCUACCAUCCAGUGUUCCCUUUACGAUCUUCCAGUUAUCCAUUCUCUUACUGCAUAGCAGGUAAACCGGCUAUCUAGCAUAGCCAUUUGCUUUCUAUUCCGGUCUUCCAAUCAUAUUCACCUAUUUUAUGUUUCUCUUUGUUUAGUCGUUCCUCUUAUCAUACCCCCUGACCGCGGAGUCUAUCUAGGUUAGCAGUACUCUAACCACUCUCUGGAUAAAUUUGUUUUACACAAGGAG